This is a messenger RNA of Talaromyces atroroseus, 1044 nucleotides long. RefSeq lists its product as hypothetical. The transcript has a single exon. The coding region runs from base 1 to 1044 and encodes 347 amino acids. Lineage: Eukaryota; Fungi; Ascomycota; Eurotiomycetes; Eurotiales; Trichocomaceae. The record is from RefSeq and is a predicted model, not a curated record.
AUGCCCGGACUCGAGGAUCUAUCGGAGCUCUCAGAGGCAAUCUCUUCAGUAUCUUCUCAGAAUAUAAAUUUGAAAACUUUCAUCCGGGAAGAAUGGAUCCAUUCUUUGAAUGGUAAUAUGCAUUCUAAGAAAUUCACUUUACGCUCCGGCUGCGACUUUGUCAAGAAUUGUCAAGCAUAUCUUGAACGAUGGAACCGUCCAAGUGAAUACCUCGAUAAUUAUAUCAAGAGGCUGGAAGGAUACAUAUGUCUCCCAGCGUUGGUUCUUCAAAACCCCCCCGAAAACGAGGAGCUACCCUUCGACAUGCUGGUCGCUAGUUCACCAACUUUCCAGUGGCUCAACAGCAUACUGAGGCCGCUCGGACUCAGUAUCAAGAACGUACGCACCAUCAACCUAUUCCCAUUCAUUACAGAGAAUUGGUUGAGGUCUUUGGGGCCAGCAGACCAGGAAAAAGCUUUACGAGAGUCUUUGGACUUAACGAUCGAGCUUUUCAAGACUUAUCAGCUGGAAACAGUCAUUUCUUGCCAGUGUCUUACACAGAAGGCGCCUGAGUGGCUUGGACCCCUCGUAUACCAUCCUCUUGUUCGGGGCCUCUCUUCAAGUGUUUUAAAUGCCAAAAACCGCGCAAUUAAAACUGUACAACUCUAUGGUCGUACAAUUAACGUCAUUCAAGGUUUUCAUCCCAGCUACAUACUUCGAGCACCCAGAGAGACAUAUCGGAACGACAGGCACCGCAUCCUAUCUUCUCUGUUAACUGAUACUUAUGCACCCUGUCAAUUGUGGAGGAAACAGGAAAUUAUCGCGAGUAUGGGGAAUAUGUUACCACAACUCCAGGAGUCAGCUUCCAAUUUGCGCAAUUUGAUCUGGAGUUUUCAGGCUUUGGAACAAAAGCUAUACACUGUGUCUAGCAAUACCGAUUACUACGUGUAUAGUGGUGAUCGGGGGAAUGGUGGGAAUGAACCCCCCUUUUCAAUUCAGCUUUGGCUUAAAGUCUUGUGCUAUUCUUGUUCUGUCUACCGUCACAGGCCCUGGCUUUGGGGUUGA